GUUGCCGAGUGUAGAGGCGCGCUGAGCCCUCUGAAACAAGUGGUUUUUGAAUGCAGUGACUCCGGGAAAAUAGGACUAUAAUUAUAUUCUGGAGAUCCAUUUACUCGCCUCAAGACAACAUUCUGAACUUGUGAUAAGGCGUCAUGAUCAUGGAUGCACUGAAAGGCGCUCGCGAGGGCACGAGUCCUCACACCUCCCCCGCCAAACGCACCUUCGACGUGGCCUUCCUGACGGGCGCCCGCGACCACGCCCUCGACGCCCGCCUCGCCUCCGACGUCGCCUCGCCGCCUAAGGUGAGCCGCGUCGCCGAGCACAAGGCCCUCUCGCCUCCGGCCAGGGCCUCGUCGUCGCCAGCGCCCUCGUCGCCGCCCCGCGAGGACGCCGCCCCCGGCAGCGCCUUCACCAAGGUCACCAGAUCGCAGGGCUCGCCGCCGCCGCCGCCGCCGCCCUUCAGCGCCGCCUCCACGCUCGACGCGCUCAGCUCCGCCUGGCCGCCCGUGUCCGCCUCCUUCAGCGCCGUCAGCUCCCUCCUGGGCAGCACCAAGUCGCUGGCGCCCCUGCUGGCCGCCCGGGGCUCCUCCCCCCGGCCUGGCGCCCUUCCUGCCGCCGCCGCCGCGCCCGACCGCCUCAACAACAACCUGGUGGAGGAGUACCUCAAGUCGCAGCACCAGCUGCUCGACGCCAAGGCCUCGGGCGCGGACCUGUCUGCCGGCGAGGCCCUGUCGCGCCUGCGCUCCUCCAUGUACCCGGCCGACCCCUACAAGCUGCCCUUCUCGUCGCUCAGCUACCCGCUGUCGGCGCCGCCCCACGCCGAGGCGGCCAAGCUCAGCUCGGCGGCGGCGGCGGCGGCGGCGGCGCCCUUCGUGCCGCAGCCGUCCGUGUCCGCCAUGAUGCCCCCGAGCCUGACGUCGCUGGCGCUGUCGACGCAGAACGUGUGCGCCAAGUGCAACAUCUCGUUCCGCAUGACCUCCGACCUGGUGUACCACAUGCGGUCGCAGCACAAGCGCGAGCCCGACCCCUACAAGAAGCGCCGCAACGAGAAGCUCAAGUGCAGCUACUGCGGCGAGAGCUUCCGCGAGCGCCACCACCUCACGCGCCACAUGAGCGCCCACCAGGACCGCGACGAGGAGGCCGAGGCCAAGUGAGCCGCCCACGCGCUCUCCUCGUCCUCCUCCUCGUUCGCGCCCACGCCUCCGCCCGCGGUCCCUCCCUCCUUCCUCCUUCCAACGCCCGCGAACCUCUUCCUACCACAACAUUUACUUCCUAAAUGAAAAACAAAAAUCCAUUUCCGCGCCGACCGUUACAUUUCUCUCCUAAUUUCUCUUAUAUUCCUUUGCUUUAUCACUCCUUCCUCUGCCCCGCCCUUCGCAUCCGCACGGACACGCCGCCCCUCUCAGCCGUCCUGAUCUUCCUCGAAAAUAAACGACGAAGAACAUGUGUGAACAAGAUGGCGGCGAUCAUCCAGAAGGCUUUGCAAAUAUUUUUUUUCUUCUUAAUUUCGCGCCAAAUCGCUUCGUGAAAAUCGCAAACCAAUCGAAACUUGCCAUUAAUUUUCGGUGAAGAGAUGUGCUGUGUUCAGAUCAAAAUAACACGUGACCUGUAUUCAAUUAAGGAGUCUCGUCAGACAUCGGUGCAAUACUCUCAAGAAAAAAGUACGGUAUGUGUAAAUAGUGUACGGUACGGCGACGCAUGGGGUGUGUCACAACCCCAUCCCAACAAGAAUCUGCUAUGUUGUAUAUCAUAAGGAAAACUGUCUUGUAUGCAAUGUUAUUUUUGUUUUUCAGAUUUUAUAGUUUUGUGUUUGUAUAUAAUGCAAUGGAACUAGCUUUAAAUAAUUAAUUUGUAUUAUAUUUGUAAAUAUGAUAAACAUCUAAGUUUGAUAUCCUGUAAAUAAUUUCAGUAUCACAUUAUUAUUUAUGUGACUAACAGUAUGCCCAGCAUGACACCAGUGCAAUAACUGAAAUGUAUAUAAAAGUUAUGUAAUUUAAAUUCUAUGUAGUUUAGCGGCAUGUCAGAAGACAAUAAGGAUGGCGAUUAGCUAAACCAUAUGUUUUUUUUUUUUUAUGUCAUCUGCAUCCUGAUACAAAACAGGAUCUAUUUAUAGCAUCAGUGAUGACGUCAUCCAAUGUGUACAUUCUAUCAUGACCAAUCAGAGCGUCGCAAAUACUUGUGACGUCACAGUCGUCCACUUGAAGAUGACUCAAAAAAGAAAAUCCAAAAAAGUGAGAAAGCGUUAGAU
Penaeus vannamei (Pacific white shrimp) is the source of this 2239-nucleotide messenger RNA. RefSeq names its product PR domain zinc finger protein 8. Lineage: Eukaryota; Metazoa; Arthropoda; Malacostraca; Decapoda; Penaeidae. Gene Ontology annotation, biological process: regulation of DNA-templated transcription. Gene Ontology annotation, cellular component: nucleus. The record is from RefSeq and is a predicted model, not a curated record.